GACCGAGCGUGCCAUGCAUUGAGCUAGGGAGCCUCUGUCAAUUCCACUCCUAGGCUCGGCGUGGGAGAGAUGCCUGAGGGGUUGCCCGGGAAGGGUUCGUCAAGGCCUCGCGGGUGUCUAGUCGACGAGACUGCCAGGGUUCUCAGGACUGGGCCGGGGGCGGUCGACACCGGGGUAGGUGGUCGCCUGGUGGCUCAGCUGUGGGAGUUUUCGGCUAGCGUCCAGCGGGGAAUUACCCGAGGAGCCCUUACUUGUAUAAAAGCAGAGUCCAUUUAAAGUUGGGCUGGAUAGCCUCUCUCUCAUUGGUUAGGGGGCUUGGAAAAAAGAGACUCGGCGAGCCCUCGCUGUGGUGCUGCCGCCGCCGCCGCCGCCGCCGCUGGAGUUGACUCUUCUGCUCGCACUGCUGCUGCAGCACAAACGUGACUUCCAACAUUUUUAUUUAUCUUUCCCUUUUCUUUUCCAAGAUGUAACUACAAAUCAGACACUAAGGACCUUCACGUUUCGCUGAUGUAGUUUUUGGAGGAAAGAGGGGGGGAGUGAAGGGCGUCGGUUUUUUUUUUGUGUGUGUGUUUCGGGGGAAAUUUUCCAUUAUGAGUGUUUUACUAAAGUGAAUUUUUUUUUUGUUUGCUUCGUUCGUCUUUGGCUCUUUUUUUUUUUUUUUUUUUGCUUCCCAAUUUCGGAUUUAUUUCAAGGCGAAUCGGGCUUUGGGGAAAGAGGAAGAAAAGUCGGAUUACAAGAUCAACCACCACCAACAACAAUAAAAACCACCAGGAUAUUUUUUUGCAAAUUUCUGACGGCUUUAAAUUCAUGAAGCAAUUGUCCCCUUUUGCAAUCAGCAUUUGGAUCUCAGAAUGAGCAAGGAAAGACCCAAGAGGAAUAUCAUUCAGAAGAAAUACGAUGACAGUGAUGGGAUUCCAUGGUCAGAAGAAAGGGUGGUACGUAAAGUCCUUUAUUUGUCUCUGAAGGAGUUCAAGAAUGCUCAGAAGAGGCAGCAUGGUGAAGGCAUUACUGGGAGCCUGAAAACGGUGAAUGGGCUCCUUGGUAAUGGCCAGUCUAAGGGAUUAGGACCAGCAUCAGAACAGUCAGAGAAUGAGAAGGAUGAUGCAUCCCAAGUGUCCUCUACUAGCAACGAUGUUAGUUCUUCAGAUUUUGAAGAAGGGCCGUCGAGGAAAAGGCCCAGGCUGCAAGCACAAAGGAAGUUUGCUCAAUCUCAGCCGAAUAGUCCCAGCACAACUCCAGUAAAGAUAGUGGAGCCAUCGCUACCCCCUCCAGCUACUCAAAUUUCUGACCUCUCUAAAAGGAAGCCUAAGACAGAAGAUUUUCUUACUUUUCUCUGCCUUCGAGGUUCUCCUGCGCUGCCCAACAGCAUGGUAUAUUUCGGAAGCUCUCAGGACGAGGAGGACGUCGAGGAGGAAGAUGAUGAGACAGAAGAUGUCAAAAUAGCCACCAACAAUGCUUCAUCUUCAUGCCAGUCAACCCCCAGGAAAGGAAAAACCCCCAAGCAUGUUCACAAUGGGCAUGUUUUCAACGGUUCCAGCAGGUCAUCACGGGAGAAAGAACCUGUUCAAAAACACAAAAGCAAAGAGGCCACUCCCAGCAAGGAGAAGCACAGCGAUCAGCGGGCUGACAGCCGGAGGGAGCAGGCUCCAGCGAGCCACCCCCCGACGGCCCCCUCCACGGGCUCCUCGGCCAAGGGGCCCGCUGCUAACCACCACCACCCCCCUCUGCAUCGGUCGGCUCAGGACUUACGGAAACAGGUUUCGAAGGUAAAUGGAGUCACUCGAAUGUCAUCUCUGGGUACAAGUGCAACCAGUGCCAAAAAGAUGCGCGAAGUCAGACCUUCACCGUCCAAAACUGUGAAGUACACUGCUACGGUGACUAAGGGGACUGUCACAUACACCAAAGCCAAGAGAGAACUGGUCAAGGAAACCAAACCCAAUCACCACAAGCCCAGUUCAGCUGUCAACCACACAAUCUCAGGGAAAACUGAAAGUAGCAAUGCAAAAACCCGCAAACAGGUGCUAUCCCUCGGGGGGGCGUCCAAGUCCACCGGGCCCGCCGUCAAUGGCCUCAAGGUCAGUGGCAGGUUGAACCCAAAGUCAUGCACUAAGGAGGUGGGGGGGUGGCAGCUGCGGGAGGGGCUGCGGAAUUCCAAGAGGAGACUGGAAGAGGCACACCAGGCGGAAAAGCCGCAGUCACCCGCCAAGAAGAUGAAAGGGGCGGCCGUCUCUGCCGAAGCCCCUGGCAGGAAGGUGUCGGCGGCCCCGGCCCCGGCCCCGGCCCCGGCGGAGAGGGCUCUGCUGAAUGGACACAUGAGAAAGGAAGUGCCCGAGCGGAGCUUGGAGAGGAACCGGCCAAAGCGGGCCGCGGCCGGGAGGAACACGCCGGGCAGACAAGCACACGGCAAGGCGGACAGCGCCUCCUGUGAAAAUCGUUCUACCUCGCAAUCAGAGCCCUUGCACAAGCCGCACGAGGCAGCGGCCAAGCCCGAGAAGGGGGCCGGCCGGGCCGGGUGGGCGGCCAUGGACGAGAUCCCUGUGCUCAGGCCGUCGGCCAAGGAGUUCCACGACCCGCUCGUCUACAUCGAGUCGGUGCGUGCUCAGGUGGAGAAGUACGGCAUGUGCAGGGUCAUCCCGCCCCCAGACUGGCGGCCCGAGUGCAAGCUCAACGACGAGAUGCGGUUCGUCACGCAGAUCCAGCACGUCCACAAGCUGGGCCGGCGCUGGGGCCCCAAUGUGCAGCGGCUGGCCUGCAUCAAGAAGCACCUCAGAUCUCAGGGCAUCACCAUGGACGAGCUCCCGCUCAUAGGAGGCUGUGAGCUCGACCUGGCCUGCUUUUUCCGGCUGAUUAAUGAGAUGGGCGGCAUGCAGCAAGUGACUGACCUCAAAAAAUGGAACAAACUAGCAGACAUGCUGCGCAUCCCCAAGACUGCCCAGGACCGGCUGGCCAAGCUCCAGGAGGCCUACUGCCAGUACUUGCUGUCCUACGACUCCCUGUCCCCUGAGGAGCACCGGCGGCUGGAGAAAGAGGUGCUGAUGGAGAAGGAGAGCCUGGAGAAGCGGAAGGGGCCCCUGGAGGGCCACACGGAGCAUGACUACAACAAGUUCCACUCCCUGCCCCGCUUCGAGCCCAAGAACGGGCUCAUCAAUGGCGUGGCCCACAGGAACGGCUUCCGAAGCAAGCUCAAAGAGGUGGGCCAGGCCCAGCUCAAGACAGGCCGGCGGCGACUCUUUGCUCAGGAAAAGGAAGUAGUGAAAGAAGAGGAAGAGGACAAAGGCGUCCUUAGCGACUUCCAUAAGUGUAUAUAUAAGGGAAGGUCUGUUUCUUUAACAACUUUUUAUCGAACAGCAAGAAACAUCAUGAACAUGUGCUUCAGCAAGGAGCCCGCACCAGCUGAAAUUGAGCAAGAGUACUGGAGGUUAGUAGAAGAGAAGGACUGCCACGUGGCAGUGCACUGCGGCAAAGUGGACACCAACACUCACGGCAGCGGAUUCCCAGUAGGAAAAUCAGAACCAUUUUCAAGGCAUGGAUGGAACCUUACCGUCCUCCCCAAUAACACAGGGUCCAUCCUGCGUCACCUCGGUGCUGUGCCUGGAGUGACAAUUCCCUGGCUAAAUAUUGGCAUGGUCUUUUCUACCUCAUGCUGGUCUCGAGACCAAAACCACCUUCCCUACAUUGACUACUUACACACUGGUGCUGACUGCAUUUGUAUUAGAACUACGUUCUCGUCUAAGGAGCCAGUGUCUGGAGUAGUCUCAUCACGACUCCCCUGCUUUCCGGCCAGAGCACAGACUGUGGUAGCUGAUGUUGCAGCAGGGCCCCCGAUGGCAAGCCUGUGUGCGGAAGAAGGUGGUCUUCAGCUUCCUGUAGUUGACCUUCUGUUAGAAACCCUGGAUUUAAAUCACAAAUCAGUAACAGAAUAUGUUGGCAUUGAAGAGGAGAACAAGCUCGAAGAUGUGGUCCACACCCUGCUGCAAGCCAACGGGACCCCAGGGCUGCAGAUGCUGGAAAGCAACGUCAUGAUCUCCCCAGAGGUGCUGUGCAAAGAGGGGAUCAAGGUGCACAGGACCGUGCAGCAGAGCGGCCAGUUCGUCGUCUGCUUCCCAGGAUCCUUUGUGUCCAAAGUGUGCUGCGGCUACAGCGUCUCUGAGACCGUGCACUUCGCCACCACCCAGUGGACAAGUAUGGGCUUUGAGACGGCCAAGGAAAUGAAGCGUCGCCAUAUAGCUAAGCCAUUUUCCAUGGAGAAGUUACUCUACCAGAUUGCACAAGCGGAAGCAAAAAAGGAGAACGGCCCCACUCUCAGUACCAUCUCGGCCCUUCUGGAUGAGCUCAGGGAUACAGAGCUGCGGCAGCGGAGGCAGCUGUUCGAGGCCGGCCUCCACUCCUCUGCCCGCUACGGCAGCCACGACGGCAACAGCACUGUGGCGGAUGGGAAGAAAAAGCCUCGAAAGUGGCUGCAGUUGGAGACGUCGGAGAGGAGGUGUCAGAUCUGCCAGCACCUGUGCUACCUGUCCAUGGUCGUACAGGAGAAUGAGAACGUGGUGUUCUGCCUGGAGUGUGCUCUGCGCCACGUGGAGAAGCAGAAGUCCUGCCGAGGACUGAAGCUGAUGUAUCGUUAUGAUGAGGAACAAAUUAUCAGUCUGGUCAAUCAGAUCUGUGGCAAGGUACCUGGCAGGAACGGCAGCAUUGAGAACUGUCUCGGUAAGCCUGCACCAAAAAGGGGGCCCCGCAAGAGGGCGACAGUGGACGUGCCGCCCUCCCGGCUGUCCUCCUCCAGCUCGUCCAGAAGUGCUUCGAGCUCACCGUGAAGCUGCCAGCACCGCGGUCGACUGAGAUCUAUUUUUUUGUAAUUAUUAUAUUCUAGUUUGGAGUACUUGCUGUAGGAUACAAGCUGUCUUUGCACUAGCUCUAAAGAAGAUUUUCUUCUGGUUUUAGAGAACUAAUUUUGUUUUAGCAUUAAACUGUUGAACUUUUUUUUGUACUUAGAAUACCUAGAUACUGCAGUCAGAUUUUUGAAACUGCCGUAUAUUCACUGUUUUAAAACCCUUGAGGGGCUGUGUUAAUUUGUAUUGCCCCUGUGGCUGACAAAAGCCUUUUUGUUUGUUUGAUUUUUUUUUUUUUUUUUGUAACUGUUGGGGAAAAAAGGCUUUUUAACCCAUUUUUGAAGAGGGUGAAGUUUGGAGAACAAAUUUUAAAACCAGUCAUGUGAGCAGAUUUUUCUAGAGGAAAAGGGACACACACACACACACACACACACACACGAAACUUGAAAAGAAAUGGCUUUACUUUGGCUGUCUUUUCUUCUGUCAUGUGCAAGAUGAGUUUGUACUUUUUUAAAACCGGAGAACCCCCAUUUUGUUUCUUCGGGCGGUUAUGGCAGCUGGAGGCGGACGUUGUUUCCUAACCAUAGGCAAAAUGAGGAGAUUUGAGUGACUAGGUUCUCUUUACCAGCACAUCACUAUGCAUCUGUUUAAGGGAAAAAGAAAAGAGAGAAAAAGACUGCCUGCCUUGGAGGGGUCACGUGCGGGAAACCUGUGCCUGAUUUCAUUAGGAAAUCCAUUCUGUUAUUUUUUGGUGCUGUUGGCUACUUUAUCAAAAAACCCUUCAAUAGCAUCCUUAAGAAAAAAAAAAAAAGGAAAAAAGUGAUUGAAGCCGUAAGUGCUUCUUUGUCAUAGACGUGCAAUCUUUCUAACAUUCCAUCCUCAUCUCACUGCUUGUUGUUUCUCACCUUCACAAGUCAGCAUUAAUCUUUCUUUUUAAAUUUGUUUCAUUUAUGAUCACAUUUAGAGCCACUAGGAGGUCUGCAGUUCUUUUUGAAUGUGAAAAUGCAUUUGCGCUCAUCUUGUCUAUUUUCUCUCUUCAUGUUGUAACAAAAAAAGAAAAAAAGGAAAAAAAAAAUCCCAUCCUUUUGUACAUACGCCUGUAAAUUGUUUUAAAUACUUGAGCCUUUUUCUCGGUGGGGGGUGGGGAGGGGGGUGAGAAGACAAGAUGAAGAAAAGCCUUACAUUUCAGUUUCUUCAUCGGUUGGAUUGGAUGCUUACAGGGUUUUUCUUGUAACAUUUAUAAGUGCUGCUUACAUCACUGAACAACAACAAAAAAAUAAUAAUGGAGUAGCUGUUGCCCUUCUCCGGUUGUGUGUACAGUACGUGUGGAAUAAAAAAGGGAAACUGUUUUCACAAGCUGUCCUUUGUUUCAUAAUUGGACUCAUCGAUCCCGUGGCUACCGUGUUGCACUGAGCUUGCCGGUGGGGCUGUCAGGAACGUCCUGGGAUCCGCUGUGUUGGUCGCUGUUGCAGAAGACUGAACUGUUUUGGAAUAUUUAACAGUUACAUAAACAGAGUCAAGUGUUUUCCAAUGUGGUUGUCCGGUUUUUAUGGCCUUGCUGUGUACUUUCCCUCUUUUUGACAGUAAACUUCUGCCUAUGGCUUACAGUUUGACAUUUAAUUUAUUAGCGCUGCUCUGCACUCCUCCCUUGGGAGGGAAGACUUCAUGUUGUUUAUUGCCAGUUUUUUGUUUACUUUUCAGGUUUGUACUACAAGGUUUAAUAAUAAAAACGAAGUUUUUUGGA
Molecule: messenger RNA, 6570 nt
Organism: Pteropus alecto (black flying fox)
Lineage: Eukaryota; Metazoa; Chordata; Mammalia; Chiroptera; Pteropodidae
Gene: JARID2
Product: jumonji and AT-rich interaction domain containing 2
Exons: 20
Coding region: 852-4811 (1319 amino acids)
Biological process (GO): chromatin remodeling
Cellular component (GO): nucleus
Molecular function (GO): histone demethylase activity; DNA binding
Source: RefSeq, a predicted model, not a curated record